AGAGACUGGGGGAUACGGCGGAGCCGGAGAAGAGCGCUAGUAACAACCGCCUCAGCCCGUCCCCGCCCGCCGCCCUCCCUCGGCACCCACCCCCUCGCCCGCCCCGUUCGCCGACACCGACCAACCCCACCUCUCGUUCCUUUGAACGGCGUCGGCUGCAGUCGCUGCACCAGCCCGUCUGGCCACCAGCGCCGCCGAGAAAGGAGCCGCCGCCGCCUGCGGCCCCCUCCCUCCCCGGCCUCGGGAGCAGCGGGGUGAGGACGAGCCGGCUGCGGAGGAAGAGGAGGCGAGCGGCUCGCAGCCCUCCGGGGAGGCUCGGGCGCCGGCCCCUUCCUCCCCGAGGACGAGUGCCGAGCCGAGGCGCCUGCCCCGAGGGAGGAAAAUGCUCGGGCUCCAUGGCUGCCAGUGAUGGAGCGGUCCCUGGGCUCCCGCUGCCACCGCCGCCGCCGCGUCCCGGCCGUGCUCCGCGAGGACCCGGUGUCUCCGCGCGCCCGCCCGCGCCUCGUUGCUGGGCUCACCGUACCGGGCGCCCCGCCGCCGCCCCGCUCGGAGCCUCGUCGCCCCAGCCGCGGCCAGCGUUUUCUCCCGGAGCAGCCGCCGCGAGCCCAGGGGCUCGCCCUCGAAGGCAGGAACGGCCGGCGCCUUCGGCUGAGGAGGAGGAGAAGGAGGAAUCGCGCCGGGCGGAGCGUCGGCUCCCGUUUUCCUCCCCGGCGUCCUGAAUACAAAGAUUACGGUGCAGAAGGAAAUUGCCCUCGCCUCCUCCGCCCCCCGGUACCCAACACAAUGCACCAGCCGCCCGAGUCCGCCGCCGCCGCCGCGGCCGCUGCAGACAUUAGUGCUAGGAAGAUGGCGCACCCGGCACUGUUCCCGAGAAGGGGCAGCGGCAGUGGCAGCGCCUCUGCUCUCAGUGCAGCAGGUACCAGCGUCGGUAGUCAUGCCCCAUCUUCCGAGGAUUUUCCGCCUCCGUCGCUGCUCCAGCCGCCGCCUCCUGCAGCAUCCUCUACGUCGGGACCACAGCCGCCGCCUCCACAAAGCCUGAACCUCCUUUCGCAGGCUCAGCUGCAGGCACAGCCUCUUGCGCCAGGCGGAACUCAGAUGAAAAAGAAAAGUGGCUUCCAGAUAACUAGCGUGACGCCGGCUCAGAUCUCCGCCAGCAUGAGCUCUAACAACAGUAUAGCAGAGGACACCGAGAGCUAUGAUGACCUGGAUGAAUCUCACACGGAGGAUCUGUCAUCUUCCGAGAUCCUUGAUGUGUCGCUUUCCAGGGCCACUGACUUAGGGGAGCCUGAACGCAGCUCCUCAGAAGAGACUCUGAAUAACUUCCAGGAAGCUGAGACACCUGGGGCAGUCUCUCCCAACCAGCCCCACCUUCCUCACCUGGCACAGCAGAAUGUUGUGAUCAAUGGGAAUGCCCACCCACACCACCUCCAUCACCACCAUCACAUGCAUCACGGGCACCACCUCCACCAUGGGCACCACCAUCCGUCCCAUGCCGGUGUGGCCAGCCCAUCCAUUCCUGGAGGGCCACCCUCAAGCCCAGCAUCCAGAAAACUCUCGACCACUGGAAGCUCUGACAGUGUGAUACCAGCUGCACCAACUUCUGCUGUCUCAUCGGGUGGCUUGCCUGCUUCUGUAAUGACUAAUGUCCGUGCUGUGAGUGCUACCGGCGGCAGUAUAGGUAUAAAUUCUGUUACUGGCACUAAUACAGUGAAUAAUGUUAACCUUACUGCCGUGGGCAGUUUUAAUCCUAGUGUGACAAGCAGCAUGCCUGGUAAUGCUAAUGUAAAUCCAAGCAAUAUUCCGAGUGCUGCUAGCGGGAGUGUCGGGCCUGGAGUUAGCAGCAGCGUUAAUGUGAAUACCCUGAGUGGCAUGGCCAAUGGUACUAUUUCUUCCUCGGCUGUUGUUAACACAAGUGUCCCUAAUGCGGCUGCAGGGAUGACGGUGGGAUCAGUUUCAAGUCAGCAGCAACAACCAACAGUUAACACGUCAAGGUUCAGAGUUGUGAAGUUAGAUUCUAGUUCUGAGCCCUUUAAGAAAGGUAGAUGGACUUGCACUGAGUUCUAUGAAAAAGAAAAUGCUGCACCUGCCACAGAAGGUGUGGCGAUAAAUAAAGCGGUGGAAACUGUAAAACAAAACCCAACAGACGUGACUUCUGAGAGAGAGAGCACCAGUGGGAGCUCAGUGAGCAGUAGUGUCAGCACACUGAGUCACUACACAGAGAGUGUGGGAAGCGGAGAGAUGGGCGCCCCGACUGUGGUGGUGCAACAGCCAGCUCUUCCAGGCGCAGGCCUUCCGCAGAUGGAUUUCAGCAGCACUGGUCCACCGGGCGUUCCAGCAGUUAGCACCGCGCAGAGUAUUCCUCCGCCACACCUCUCCCAAGUACAGUUGCAGUCUCAAGAACUGAGCUAUCAGCAAAAGCAAGGUGUUCAGCCAGUGCCCGUGCAAGCCACUCUCAAUGCUGCGACUGGUAUCCAGCCAUCACCUGUUAAUGUGGUUGGCGUAACUUCAGCUUUAGGCCAGCAGCCUUCCAUCGCUAGUUUGGCUCAACCCCAACUGCCAUAUCCUCAGACGGCUCCUCCACUGCAAGCUCCCCUUCCCGGGGCACCACCCCAGCAGUUACAGUAUGGACAGCCGCAAUCGACUGUUUCCACGCAGAUGGCCCCAGUCCAUGGGACGUCAGUGACGCCAAUCCCUCCUUCAGAGUAUGUCCAGCAGCCGCCGCCGCCGACCCUUCCAUCAGCAGUGUCCACUGGGCAGCCCGCUCCUGCAGGAGUGGGAACAGGAGCUGCGGUGAUUCCCAUGGCUCAGCCACAGAGUGUCCAGCUGCCAGUGCAGCCCACAACCAUCCAGGCUCCACCUUCAGGGGCACCUGGCCAGCCUGUCGCCCAGGCGCCAACAGCAGUACCUGCUGUACCUCCUGGCAGUCAAAUUGCAAAUAUUGGUCACCAAGCAAACGUGCCCACUGCUGUGCAGCAGCCCUCUUCCCAAGUCACACCUUCAGUUAUUCAGCAAGGUGCUCCUCCAUCUUCACAGAUAGUUCCACCCGCUCAAACGGCGAUUAUUCAUCAGGGAGUUCAAACUAGUGCUUCAAGCCUUCCUCAACAAUUGGUCAUUGCUCCCCAAAAUACCCUGGUAACCGUGCCUCCCCAGCCACCAGGAGUAGAACCCGUAGCUCAAGGAGUCGUUUUGCAGCAGUUGCCUGCACUUAGUCCUUUGCCCUCUGCAAGUAGCAUUUCUGUCACCAAUCAGGUUAGCUCAACUGGUCCUGGAAUGCCUUCUGCCCCAACAAACUUGGUUCCGCCACAGAACAUAGCACAAAGCCCUGCCACUCAAAACGGUAAUGUGGUUCAAAGUGUUAGUCAACCUCCCUCGAUAGCAACUAAUAUAAAUUUGCCUUUGGCACAACAGAUGUCACUAAGUUCUACUCAGUCCUCUGCACAAUCAUUAGCUCAGGCAAUCGGAGGCCAAGUUGAAGAUGCCAGGCGCCCAGCGGAGCCGUCCUUAGUUGGCUUACCUCAGACCAUCAGUGGUGACAGUGGGGGAAUGUCAGCAGUUUCAGAUGGGAGUAGCAGCAGCCUAGCAGCCUCUGCUUCUCUUUUCCCGUUGAAGGUGCUGCCGCUGACGACACCCCUUGUGGAUGGAGAGGAUGAGAGUGCUUCUCUCCUACCAGAGGUGCAAGGAGUGAUCCUAGAGCCACAGAUACAGCCAAGACCACGGAGAGCUUUUGACGUCAGGGGUCCACUUUCUCCACUGAACCCUUGGAGACAGAAUAUCCAGCUUCUGGAGAGAGUGGGAAAGGAUAAUAAACAAGUGGGUGCUUUCCAUUAUUUACUUGGGUUUAUUUAUAGAUCGGAGUGUCCUUCCAUUGCCCAUUUAAUUCUAUCGGUAAACUCCUUGGGUUCAUAUUAGAACCGAGUGGGGCUGCAAUCUGUUUGUUUUUCUAAGAAUGCUAACUAGUGCCCAUUCAAAAAAGAGACCUCAAAUAUAUUUCGUGUUCUCUCCAGAUAAAGCAGUGUCCUUUGGGGCACUGGAUUUGGUGAAUGCCUGUGUAGCCCACAGGAAUUUACAGAAAGGAGCAUUUGCCCAUUUUAGCCUUUACUGGGAUUAGUGGACUUUGAAGUUCUCUUUUAUAUUCCAGUAAUGAAGACGUUUCUGUAUUUCAUCUUUGGGCAAGCUGGACAUUUGCACUUUGCUAAUGUCCACAGUGUAAUGUCCAGGUGUGGUCCUUCCCUGUUAGUCAGAAAUUGUUGGUCUGUUUCCUACCUCAGACUUUAGGACUUCCUAUUAAUUAGAUCUUUUAGAAGAUGCAAUGAUAGUACUGUUACGGUUUUACUGUCAAAAUCUAGGCUUCAUUCUUUAGUAAGAGAAAUAUGAAUGAGUAUUUACGUUUCAGGAUAUAAUAUCCCUGAAAGCUGUAUUAAAUAUACGCACAGUAGUUUUCCAGUCCCCAGGAAAAAUGUUAUUUGUGGCAAAAGAGCCUUGUCCGAGAUUCCCCAUGGCAUUAAGAUGGUUUUCUCUUAGUUUCUUUGAUGCCAAGGGUAGGAUUGGAUCCCAGGAGGUUCUUAUCAUCUGCAGCGGGUAGAAUGUGAACUUGGUGCCUUUGGCAAGUUUUCAUUUUUCCUUGGUGGAUUCCUUCUGUGACUCCAGGUAUCUUGAUAAUGGGAGACUGGUUUAUUUGUUCUCUAAUUGCCCAGAUUUCUUUCAACUGGUAAACAUCAUACUUCUUCAGCAAAAGGAACUCUUCUAGCAGAGCCUUCAUGGAUGAUAUCUGUCCCACAUGCAGCACCUGCAGUUUGGAAGGCAGUGGUGAACGGAGCCAUGCACUAUAUCUAGAAGACACAAGGAUGAGAGAGAGCCACCUGAUCUGAUCUUGUCAUUCAUAAACUUUAAGAUUUACUCUGGUGUACUCUUGGGCUGGAAAUGGAAAGGCUCAAAUAAUGAAAUAAGUUUUUCAGAUUGGAAUUUUACAUGGCCAUGAAAGUAUUCCUUUCUAUUCAGAAGACUGAAAUAGAGCGAGCACGAGAGACUUCUUUCUUUUAAAAGCAGCUCUCUGUAUCUGUUUUAUUUAAAAGAUUUGUGGGAUUGAAAAUCACCUUAAUCAAGCAGGCAGACUUUUUUUUUUUUAGUAGUAUAGGAAAUCCAGAGAACUUAAUGAAACUGUUUUUUGUUGCCUGACUCUGAAAGGAACUAGAAAUAAAAGGUGAACUUCUUAAUUAUUUUCAAAUUACUUGUAAAAUCAGGAUACACUCUUUUAGCUUAUCUUUUUCUGGUCUUGAGCCUUAUUCUGAUUUAUCAGAUCAACAAAGAUUCCAGUAUAGACGUAGGAGAGACACCUUUUGAGAUGAAAGUAGAUGUUCCUUCUUCUAAAGUAGUAAAUACCUAUUAAAUUUGAGGUAUUAUUCUGCAUUGAAGGCAUAGUAAAGUUUGAACGAUACUGAAACAGGCAUUUUAUAGAGCAAAGGAAUUAGUAGUAUGUGUGAAUAAAUGUUGCAAAAUAUUUACCCAAACUGUCAAUUAAUUGAUGGUUAAUAGUUAUCAAAAUUUUUCCAUUUCUCUUUUUGGCAUUUAUUAACUGGUCAGUCACAGCUAUUAGAGAAGUGUGUACAAGUUAUCUGAUGCUGCCAGUUUAUUUGGUAUCAACUUUAAGAAUAGAAAUUCGAGAAUUUUAAUAUGGAAGCAUCUAGAAUGUUUUAGGAAUCUAGAAAUCACAUUUGCUAAGUAUAACUCGGCCUUUAGUCUUUCUUGGCUGUCUUGUUAGACCUGUUUUUUCCUCAUUAAUUAUAAAUAAAUUUUUGUAUGUGUAGUACUUAAAAGUUUAAAACAUCGAUCUAAACUAAAAUUUCUUUAGAGAGCUCUGAAUUUUCAUAAACAAUUACAGUUUUUAUGCUUGGUUUGUUUUCAUUAAAUGUUAAUAAGACAGUUUUUACAAACAUAUAAAUUUAAAAAAUAGCUAUUAAACAUUUUAGACCUUGGGAUUCGAAAGUGAAAUUUGUUUGAAAAUUAAGUUAGUUGAACUCUUUGAACCACAAUAUAAACCAGUUUAUGGCCUGUGAGAUUAUUAGCCUUUUGUUUCAGUUUUGAAAGAUGAAAAGUGAUUUAAUCUCUUAAUCUCAUGCUUUGAUUAAAUUUUAGCUCUGUUUCUUUAAAGUGUGCAAAAGAAAUGUAAGUGCAUUUCUAUUUACGUCAUGCCACUAAAGCUAUUUAAAAAUGAAACUUUUUGUAUAUUAAUGUGAACUGAUUUGUUUAUUUAAACUUUU
Hipposideros armiger (great roundleaf bat) is the source of this 6257-nucleotide messenger RNA. RefSeq names its product TSC22 domain family protein 1-like. Gene Ontology annotation, biological process: positive regulation of cell population proliferation; negative regulation of apoptotic process. Gene Ontology annotation, cellular component: cytosol; nucleus. Lineage: Eukaryota; Metazoa; Chordata; Mammalia; Chiroptera; Hipposideridae. The transcript has 3 exons. The record is from RefSeq and is a predicted model, not a curated record. Bases 409 to 3909 code for a protein of 1166 amino acids.